GAGGCGGGCGGGGGGCGGGUUAAAAGCGGCGGCAGGUGAACGGGGAGGGACCUUAAAGCUGCGGGACGGCGAGGUUGGGACCGGCCGCUCCGCAGGCACCGCCGGGACCUGCACCGAGUCCCACCACCCGCCCACGGUGCCUGUUCCCGGGAGCUCCCGGCGGGGCUCGCGCCCCCUGUGGCUGUGGGCACUGCUGAGGCAGCUCUUUGUAAGCACGUUAUGUGAAGUACCCGGCCAGCUAAGACACUGAGCUUCGGCAUUUGCAGGUCUGACAACUAAAAGGAGACAAUGGAUUGGGGAGCUCUGCAUACCAUUUUAGGAGGUGUCAAUAAGCACUCCACCAGUAUCGGGAAGAUCUGGCUCACAGUCCUGUUCAUCUUCCGUAUCAUGAUCCUGGUUGUGGCUGCAGAGAGAGUCUGGGGAGAUGAACAAGAUGACUUUAUCUGCAACACUCUGCAACCUGGUUGCAAGAAUGUUUGCUACGAUCACUUUUUUCCCAUCUCUCACAUCAGACUCUGGGCUCUGCAGCUGAUCUUUGUUUCCACACCUGCAUUGCUGGUGGCCAUGCAUGUAGCUUACAGGAGGCAUGAGAAGAAAAGGCAAUUCAGGAAGGGAGACCAGAAAUGUGAAUACAAGGACAUCGAAGAAAUCAGAAGACAGAGGUUUCGUAUUGAGGGCUCCUUGUGGUGGACGUACACCAGCAGCAUCUUCUUCAGACUGGUCUUUGAAGCAGUCUUCAUGUAUGCAUUUUAUUUCAUGUAUGAUGGGUUCCAGAUGCCUCGCUUAAUGAAGUGUAAUGCUUGGCCCUGCCCCAACACAGUGGACUGCUUUGUUUCUCGACCUACUGAAAAGACGGUGUUUACUAUUUUCAUGAUUGCUGUGUCCAGCAUUUGCAUUCUUUUAAAUGUGGCUGAAUUAUGUUACUUACUGACAAAAUUUUUCCUCAGAAGGUCUAAAAAAGCUGCAAAUCCAAAACAACACCCCAACCAUGAAAACAAGGAAGAAACCAAGCAAAAUGAAAUGAAUGAGUUAAUAUCUGAUAGCUGUCAGAACACAGUUAUAGGAUUUUCAAGUAGCUAGACGUCAGUGCUGGUGUUCACUCUUUUUUUUGGAGUGGAUUUUUUUUUAAAGGCUGCAUGUGAAAUUUUUUAUAUAAAACAGUAAGUUGGUUGAGACUGUGAUACCUGUAGUCAGGUGUCAAUUAUGCACGUCUGAAAAAAAGGGCAGCCUAAACGUGAAAAUUGUGUAAGGAUUAAAUAGGAAAGUGUAUCUUCCUAUGAGUACCCUUACAAGUUGACUGUGACAAGUGGGAAGCACACUAAUACCUUCAUGCUGACACAGCUCCUGAAAAUUCCAUGCAAUGGCAGUAAGAACAAAAUUCUUUCCAAGCUAGAUACUCUAGUAUUGCAAUAUGUUUUUUAAUAGUGGUAGUUUUUACUUGCAAACUGACAAAAUGUUUUUCUAAAAUCUUUAUUUCAUGUUACUUAAGGUGUCACAGUACACAACUGUGUUUUUUCUCUUAACCAGGCAUAUGCAGAUGAACCCUGUAAUACUGUAUUCAUAGGGAAGAGACAGCAAUAGGCUUCAUCUUUAGAGCACUGCAAGCACUGCUUCAGACACUCGGGCACACAAGAUGCUGGCUGUAGGGAAAGCUGCGUGAACACCCACCACAUGUACUGUGGAUAAUUGAGGUAGCUAGGUCCUGAGUGCUAAGUCAUGCCUAAAGCCAGCAUGACACUAUAGAUACAGCCUAUGUAGUCUUGCUUUAAACAUCUAGCAGACCUGGUAAUCUUAGCAAUCUUUUAAUUGCAUACUACCAGUUUUAUAGCAACAUACAUAGCUUCAUGUAAAUGUUUAUUUCUCUAAUGUAUUAGCUAUAUUUGUUUCUUUAUGCUACAUCACAUGGACCUUUUUUGUUUUUAUUUGUUUGCUUUAUUUUUUGUGGUAGACUGAUGGUGCUGUUAUGAAACUGGGGCCUCUUUGGUUUGAAAGACAUGGAAAACUAUCACUGGAAAUGUAACAAGUCUUCUGAAUAAAAGGCA
Messenger RNA from Calypte anna (Anna's hummingbird), 2042 nucleotides. Its product is annotated as gap junction beta-6 protein. Gene Ontology annotation, biological process: cell communication. The record is from RefSeq and is a predicted model, not a curated record. The coding region runs from base 289 to 1080 and encodes 263 amino acids. Gene Ontology annotation, cellular component: connexin complex. NCBI's taxonomy places the organism in Eukaryota, Metazoa, Chordata, Aves, Apodiformes, Trochilidae. The transcript has 3 exons.